Mangifera indica (mango) is the source of this 1263-nucleotide messenger RNA. Its product is annotated as protein STAY-GREEN 1, chloroplastic-like. NCBI's taxonomy places the organism in Eukaryota, Viridiplantae, Streptophyta, Magnoliopsida, Sapindales, Anacardiaceae. The coding region runs from base 247 to 1020 and encodes 257 amino acids. The transcript is spliced from 4 exons. The record is from RefSeq and is a predicted model, not a curated record.
GGCUGGCACUUUUCCAGCUCCCAACUUUGCUACGUGUCAAUAUUGCUAAGUGGAAGCUUGUCGAUAAAGCAACCGCAACCUUAGGCGCAAUGCCGAACCGACAGCCAAUCUUUAACUUCUAAGCUAAAGUUACGAACUUUUGAUCAGUUGGGUUAGGUUUGUUUACUUUGUUGUGUUGUAUUUAAUGUUUCUAUGUUCAGUUAACGCUGGAACUUGGAGAAGAGUUUUCGUCAGGGUAUAGGAGAGAUGGCUAGUUUGCCUGUUGCUUGUGCUCUUCCAUCAAAGCUUAAACCUUCUGUCUUUGUUUCUAAAGCAUCAUCCAAGAAAAGAAACAAAUCUGUUGCUCCUGUGGCAAGAUUAAUUGGACCAGCUGUUUUUGAGGCUUCAAAGCUCAAGGUUUUGUCUCUGGGUGUGGAUGAAAGGAGGCAUCCUGGUUCCUGGCCAAGAACUUACACGCUUACUCACAGUGAUAUAACCUCAAAGCUUACUUUGGCCAUCUCACAAACCAUAAACAAUUCUCAGCUGGAGGGUUGGUAUAACAGAUUACAAAGAGAUGAAGUAGUGGCAGAGUGGAGGAAAGUGAAGGGGAAGAUGACUCUUCAGGUUCACUGUCACAUAAGCGGAGGACAUUUUUUAUUAGGCUUAUGUGCUAGACUUAGAUUCUUCAUCUUCUACAAAGAACUCCCAGUGGUGCUGAAGGCUUUUGUUCAUGGGGAUGGUAAUUUGUUGAAUAACUAUCCGGAGUUGCAGGAGGCUUUGGUUUGGGUUUAUUUUCAUUCAAACAUUCCAGAAUUCAAUAGAGUUGAAAGCUGGGGGCCUCUCCAGAAAGCUGUCGGACGAUCUAGUGCGGAUGGUGGGACUAACCGGGAAAGUUCUAUAAGCAACUGGGAAUUACCAGAGCCGUGUCAAGGGACCUGCAAUUGUUGCUUUCCACCGAUGAGCUCAAUCCCAUGGUCACAAAAGCUUCCCCAUGAAAAUGAAAACCAUGGGACUCAAGAAAGCUUCCAACAACAAAUCUGAUCAACAUGAAAUGGUUUAGGUUAUUGUCAUGUGUUUGUGAUGUGUUAUUUGUAAUCUAAAAAGUAUAUACAAGCCCAAAGUCUCGAAACUCCCGAAACUAAAAUGUGGCCUAAUUUAAUUCUUUACCAAGCUUGAUCUAUGCGACUGACUCUCAGGGGGACUCGAAUACUUAUGAUUACGGUGGAAUGUACAGUAACAACCUAGCGCUAUUAUCAAAUAUAUAUGUUAAAUGUUGUUGACAAA